AGAGCCUGGGGCCGGGGCGCCGGGACGCAGCCGCAGAGCCCAUGUGCCCGCAGCCCCCACCGCCUAUGGAGGUGAUGGAGGGGCCCCUCAACCUGGCUCAUCAGCAGAGUAGAAAAGCAGACCGGUUGUUGGCAGCAGGGAAAUACGAAGAAGCAAUUUCUUGUCACAAAAAAGCAGCUGCAUACCUUGCUGAAGCCAUGAAGCUGACACAAUCCGAGCAGGCUCAAUUAUCACUGGAAUUACAAAGGGAUAGUCACAUGAAACAGUUAUUGCUCAUCCAGGAGAGGUGGAAAAGGGCAAAGAGAGAGGAAAGGCUAAAAGCCCAACAGAAUGCAGACAAGGAUAUAGCUGCACAUCUUCAGACCUCUUAUAAACCAUCAGCUGAAGAAUCUGAAGACCACAACAUAUUGGUUCCUGUUACUCAGAAAUACAGUCCUUCUGCAAAUAAGCAUCUACAGGAAACUCAGGGUGUCUUUGACAGGGAGCCAGAUACACUAUUAUUUCUGCUUCAGAAAAGAGAGGAGCAAUUGGAAGUGUGUAUUGGGAACAAAGCCCCAAAAGAUGACAAAACAAUAAUAGAGGAGCAGGCAACCAAAAUUGCAGAUUUGAAACGGCAUGUGGAAUUUCUUGUAGCUGAAAAUGAGAGAUUAAGGAGAGAAAAUAAACAGCUAAAAGCAGAAAGGAUUAGACUCCAAAAAGCUCCAGUAGAGAAGGAGUUGGAUGUAGAUGCUGAUUUUGUGGAGAAGUCAGAGUUAUGGGGCCUACAACAGCAUUCAGAAACUGCUACUACUUCAGCCUCAACUUGGCAGAAGUUUGCAGCAAGUGCAGGGAAGGCUAAGGACAUUCCAAUACCUAAUCUUCCUCCGUUGGACAUUCCAUCACCUGAACUCCCUCUACUGGAGCUCUCUGAAGAUAUACUGAAAGGACUUAUGAACAGCUAAACGAAGACCAUGAGAAGUGCUCAUGAAAGGUAGUUAAGCAAAUGAGAAAAGGGAAAACCACCAGGACAAUGAUGAUCCAAGGGCAGCCAACAUCUAACACAAUCUUACUGUGCGAGAAAAGGCAUUACAGCAACUGUCACUGUGAAAUACACUUAAUCAUAGAGCUUAAGGGUACCAUAAAUUGGUAAAUGCAAGCUCUUGCGUCUUUCUCCUGACGUUUCAAACCAAAUGACUGCUUGGAAAACAUUUCAAACACAAUCCUUCAGGGUUUUGAAGUAAUGCUAUGUGUAAUAAGUAUCUAUAAUGCCAUAAACGAUGCAGAACUUAACUUAUGGUUGCCAGAUGGCUGCCACUUCAGCUUGAAAGAUGCUUUCUAUCAUGCAUUCAGAUUGUAAGCAUUUCAUUAUGCACAAUUUUGUUAAUGGAGAGGUGUAUAAGUUACACUAUAUCUAGAUGGAUCGAUGUGCCACACUCUUGUCUCCUGACAAUAUUAACCUCAGAUUAAUCAGGAGAAAUAUAUAAACUUUCUAUGGAGGAACCAAGUUAUUCGUUCUGUGGGGAAUUUUUUAGAUUUUGUUUACAUAACUAAUCAAGGUGCAUCAAAUUUAACUCUGGGUUUCUAUAUAAAAAAGUUACAUUGCUUAAAAAACCUGAGGAAAAAGUAUCCUGUUCUUCAGAGGUGCAUGAGUGGAAGUAAUGCUAGUGGGCAGUAUUUAAUUGCACAAAGGAAAUAUUUGUUUACAUCUGUAAAUCAGUCACCAAGGCUAUGAAAAUAAAAAACU
Messenger RNA from Emys orbicularis (European pond turtle), 1723 nucleotides. RefSeq names its product nuclear receptor binding factor 2 (gene NRBF2). The transcript has 4 exons. The record is from RefSeq and is a predicted model, not a curated record. Lineage: Eukaryota; Metazoa; Chordata; Testudines; Emydidae. Gene Ontology annotation, biological process: autophagy. Bases 42 to 941 code for a protein of 299 amino acids.